Messenger RNA from Dendronephthya gigantea, 1953 nucleotides. RefSeq lists its product as uncharacterized. The record is from RefSeq and is a predicted model, not a curated record. Lineage: Eukaryota; Metazoa; Cnidaria; Anthozoa; Malacalcyonacea; Nephtheidae. The transcript has 2 exons. The coding region runs from base 30 to 1541 and encodes 503 amino acids.
UUGAUGAAAGCAAAAAGACGGAUCUUCAUAUGCAUUUUGGAACAAAAACUAUUCGGCAAUGCUCAGAUACGAACCAAAACCCAAAUCUCAGAAACACUUUCCCAGAUUUGGAUUACGCUUUCCUGGGGUAUGAUAUUAUCAAAGGUUACCCCAAUUCUAAUGGUCAUGAUCCUGGUUUCGCCCAUCAAAUAUUCUCUGCUGAUUACAGUAAAGAUCAACAAACAGCCGAUUGUCGUUACAGUAUUCCUAAAGGUUUGUCUGUCAUCCCUGAUGUAUCCUGUGUAACAUCUUUCGCCUCGACGAUCAUACAGAAUACGUUUGAACUACACAAAUCUCUUUCAACAUCAGUCUCAGCAAGUGGUGGUUUUGGUGCUUUUAGUUUUUCUGCUAGCUCAAGCUACAAGAAAACCUCAUCUGAAGUCUCGUCAGGAGAGAAAGUAUACAUUACAUCUUCAGCGAAAUGUUCUUAUUACUUCAGUAGAGUUGAUUUCACUGACCCUCCACCUCUACAUCCAGGGUUCAUCCGCUCAGCGAAAUCAUUAGAAAAAAACCAUACAACAGCCAACUUAAUAAAAUUUGUGAAGUAUUACGGGACACAUUUUCCAACAACUGUGGUAUUUGGAGCACGGUUUCUGAAACAAUACAGCAUGAGUUCACAGUCGUACAAAACAGCGUCCUCGAGAUCCAUCAGUGUUUCAGCGCAAGCAAGUUAUUCUGGUUUAAUCAGCGUCAGUGGAGGAUUUAGUUUAGACAAAAGUGAAAGAGAAGCGGCCUCACAAUUCUCUAAAGAAGUUGAAACAACGACAGUUACUGUUGGGGCAGCUCCACCAAGCAACGGGGAGGCUGCUUACUGGGCAGCAACUGUCAAAGAAAAUCCUGUACCAACAUCCUAUAAAAUUCAACCAAUCUCUAAUCUAUUUACAAGUGUGUUUAUGAAAGGCACUGGGAUCAAUUACGAUUUCUUAAGAAAGAAGUUAGUUGGAAUUGAAAAAUCUUAUUGCAAACAAUUACUCCUUGCAGGAACUGUGAAUAAUUGUGACGAAUCCGUCUCCGUGGGAAUUAUAAUAAACCAUUAUACUCUCCCAAAUGACAUUUCAAAAUUCACAGCUGCAACAGAAUCAUCUUGUAUUUCAAGAUGCUUCGAACACCUUCACUGCUUGGCUAUAGUUUAUACAACCACGUCAAGUGACAAUUGCUUUUUUUAUGACGCAAAUCAGGAACAUAUUAUCCCGGAUAAAUCGAAUGCCAAAGCGAAGAUAAUAAUAUUUCCUACCAAGAUUAGGGAUGAUAAGAAAGAUUUUAAGGUGAAAAAUCUUCGUGUUUCAACCCAAGCUCGUCCGAAUAGUACCACAACGGUUGAUGCGAAAUCGUGCAGGAAAACAUGUGACCAGGAUUCUUCUUGUGAUGUUUUCAGUUUCUGCAGUGCGAAAUCUUCCUGCUCCAGUGAAAGAAACAAUUGCAGGUUGUAUUCAUCCAAGUCGGUGAUCACAUUUGAAAAAGCGGAAAAUAAGUUUGAAUGGAUCACGUAUUUUAUUUCCUGACAUUAAUUAACCUAUACUCUACAAUAUUUACUCAAUAACUUGUCAAUUGAUAAUAAAUCACUCGAAUUAACCUUUUUCAUAACUGGAAUGACAUUGCGUAAAUCUUAUGGUAACAAUUUAGAACCAUAAUUUUCUUAUCAACCAACAGUGUAAUAAUAAACAGCAAAUUUUUGCUCAAUAUAAACAUGCAAAUAUUCCUCACCUUAAAUUUUUCACGAAAUUUAUCCGCAGGCAUCAAGAUCAUGUCAAAAUAUAGUAACAAACAAUGGGCUCUCCGCAAACGAAAUAUUCCUGUGUGUCCGAUAAAAUGUUUCGAAGUAAAACCGUUUUGGAGGGUCCAUUAUAUUUUCUAAAAUUUUAAUUACUCUAUGGUAGCUGUAGUUAAUGUAUAGUUAAUGAUUUUGAUGUAUUA